UUUGGAACCACAGGCGAAUCGCCGGAAAGGGCUUUGGCGAUAAAACAGCAAAUUCUGGGAGAAGAUACCCCAUUAUAUGGUUACAUAAAUACGCAACGAGCUACUUUAUCCAGUAUUUCACGAUGGAAACUGAACUAUGAGGUUUUGUGUAGUGCAGAAGACUGAGUGAACCAUGGCACAGUUCCCCACCACAUUCACAGGUCCAGAUGUGUUUCUGAUCUCAGUGGAUGAGAGAGCCAAACAUGAUCAGCAGUUUCACAGCCUCUCUCCAACUGCCGGGGGUUACAUCACAGGCGAUCAAGCCAGGAACUUCUUCCUUCAAUCGGGACUGCCCCCUCCCAUCCUGGCCCAAAUCUGGGCUCUGGCUGAUAUGAACAGUGAUGGCCGUAUGGACAUCCACGAGUUCUCCAUUGCCAUGAAACUCAUCAAACUGAAACUCCAGGGUCACCCUCUGCCCCCCUCGCUUCCUCCCAGCAUGAAACAACCUCCACUGCCUUUACCCCCACAGACCGGCUUUGGUAUGCCGCCCAUGCCUCCCAUCUCAGCUCCUCUUUCAAGCGUGCCUCCUCUCCCCCUACCUCCUCUCCCCGUCGGAGUGUCUCCUCCACUCGUCUCAUCUGCCCCGCCGCCCCUCCCCCAGCCCAUUGCCAACGGAGCUCCUCCUGCAGGCAUGAUGCAGCCCAUCUCAGGCUUCUCCCACUCAGCUCCCUCUGUGAACAAGUCCUCUUCAUUUAAUCGUUCCAGUACGAAGUUGCAGAAGGGGCCGUCCUUGGACGCUGCCAGUGUUCAGCCCCCGCCUGAUUGGGCGGUUCCUCAGUCCUCCAGGCUGAAGUACAGACAGCUUUUUAACUCCCAUGACAAGAUGAUGAGUGGACACCUUACAGGUCCCCAGGCUCGCACUAUCCUGAUGCAGUCCAGUCUUCCUCAGGGCCAGUUGGCCACAAUAUGGAGUCUAUCAGAUAUCGAUCAGGAUGGAAAGCUAACAGCUGAGGAGUUUAUUUUAGCCAUGCACCUCAUAGAUAUGGCUAUGUCAGGCUUACCACUACCACCUGUGUUACCACCAGAUUACCUCCCACCCACUUUCAGGCGUGUGCGAAGUGACAGUGUUCAGUCAGACCAGAAGAGCGUCCAGGAGGAGAUCGAGGAGGAGACUGAGAGCAGCAUGGAGAAGAAACUACCAGUGACGUUUGAGGACAAGAAGAGGGAAAACUUCGAGCGAGGAAACCUGGAGUUGGAGAAAAGACGUCAGGCCCUUCAAGAGCAGCAGAGGAAAGAGCAGGAAAGGUUGGCAGCGCUGGAAAGAGAGGAACAGGAGAGAAAGGAGCGUGAGCGUCUGGAGCAGGAGAGGAGACGACAACAGGAACUAGAAAAACAACUGGAGAAACAGAGAGAGCUGGAGAGGCAGAGAGAAGAGGAGAGACGCAAAGAGAUAGAGAGGAGAGAGGCUGCUAAGCGUGAAUUAGAGCGUCAGCGUCAGUUGGAGUGGGAGCGUCAACGUCGCCAGGAGCUUCUGACUCAAAGAAACCGAGAGCAGGAGAGUAUAGUGCUGCUCAAAGCCAGGAAGAAGACCCUGGAGUUUGAACUGGAGGCCCUGAAUGAUAAGAAGACCCAGUUGGAGGGCAAACUGAAGGAUGUUCGGUUUCGUCUGUCAGCUCAGCGGAGAGAGGUGGAGCAGACCAAUCAGACCAGAGAAACACGCAUUGCUGAAAUCACGCUGCUGCAACAGCAGCUGCAGGACUCCCAGCAGUGGCUGGGGAGGCUAAUUCCUGAUAAACAGAGUCUCAACGACCAGCUGAAACAAGUUCAGCAGAACAGUCUGCAUCGUGACAGUCUGUCGUCCCUGCAGAAGGCUGUGGAGCAGAAGGAGACCAGCAGGCAGCAGCUCAGAGAACAGCUCGAUGCCGUGGAGAGAGAAACAAGGGCCAAACUGCUGGAAAUAGACGCUUUCAACACCCAGCUAAAGGAGCUGAGGGAGAUCCACAUUCGGCAGCAGAGACAGAAACAGAAGGAGCUGGAAGGAGACACACACACACUAACACACACACACUCUCACAUGCACACCCCGAUCGAGAGAAAGUCUGCUGAGCUGCAGGAGAGCAGGUUGUCAUCAGAAGAGGGCGUGGCAUGGAGGGAUGAACCAGGAAGUUCUGCCCCCACAGCUCCAAGCCCCGCCUCCAUGUCUGCACCCCAUGCCUGGCUGAACAGAGUGACUCAGGAAGAAGAAGAGAGGAAGAGGAGAGGGAUGGAGGAGGACGAAGAAGGCCGGAAGGGAGCGGGAUCAGUAGAAGAGAAGGAGGAUGAGGGAAGAGGCAAGAAGGACAUGCAGGAGAAACUGAACAAGCUGUUCAGCCAGCCAACCGACCCCUGGGCUUCAACAGUGGAGAAGGCUCAGGGACCCAGUCUCUUUGAGCAGAAGGCAGCAGUCAGUGGCUUCGACCAGCAGCAGCCGCCGGUGAAGGUGGUCUACUACAGGGCUGUAUAUCCGUUUGACGCUCGCAGCCAUGAUGAGAUCAGUAUUGCUCCCGGAGAUGUAAUCAUGGUGGAUGAAUCCCAAACAGGUGAACCUGGUUGGCUGGGAGGCGAGCUCAGGGGGCGUACUGGUUGGUUCCCAGCCAAUUACGCCGAGCGGAUACCCGAUAGUGAAGCACCGAUCAGCCUCCGCGCCGCAGCCUCAGCCACACCCACCUCGGCCCAGCAGCCAAUAACCACGCCUCCCCCAGCACCUGGACACACCUCCUCCUCCACGUCCUCCGCUAACAGUAACUGGGCUGAUUUUAGCACCACUUGGCCCUCCAACACAGCCAGUCAAUCAGACAGCGAGGGAUGGGACGCAUGGCCGACCUCUUCAGCCAGUCAGAAUCCUUCGCUCAGCGUUCCCUCAGCGCAGCUACGACAACGCUCCGCCUUCACACCUGCUACAAUGACCACGGGCUCCUCUCCUUCUCCUGUGCUGGGACAGGGGGAGAAGGUCGAGGGUCUUCAGGCUCAGGCCUUAUAUCCCUGGAGAGCAAAGAAGGACAACCACCUCAACUUCAACAAAAAUGAGAUAAUUACAGUGUUGGAGCAGCAGGACAUGUGGUGGUUAGGUGAACUGCAGACCGGACAGAGAGGCUGGUUCCCCAAAAGUUACGUCAAGCUCAUCUCCGCCACCAUGACGGCCCCUGCUGCCGCCACAGCACGCAGCAAAAACACUAGUGAGUCUGGAGUGUCAGACAGCCCACCCAAUGGAAAACGCCCCUCCCCUUCCCCAACAAAGCCCUCUGAGUCUGGAGAAGAGUACGUGGCCAUGUACACUUAUGAGAGCAGUGAACAGGGCGACCUGAGUUUCCAGCAAGGAGAUAUCGUCAUGGUGACCAGGAAAGAAGGGGAUUGGUGGACAGGCAUGGUCGGGGGCAAGACUGGAGUCUUCCCCUCCAAUUACGUGAAACCACGGGACUCGGCCUCAGAGUCUUUGGGACCAGCAGGGAAGACCGGCAGCCUGGGAAAGAAACCAGAGAUCGCUCAAGUGAUCGCCCCCUACAGUGCUACAGGAGCAGAGCAGCUAACGUUAGCUCCGGGACAGCUCAUCCUCAUCAGAAAAAAGAACCCCGGGGGCUGGUGGGAGGGUGAACUCCAGGCCCGGGGGAAGAAGCGCCAGAUAGGUUGGUUUCCGGCCAACUACGUGAAGCUGCUCAGUCCCAGCACCAGCAAGACAACGCCCACAGAGCCCACCCCUCCUAAACUGGCUCCUGCCAGCGCAGCUGUAUGUCAGGUGAUCGGCAUGUACGACUACGUGGCCCAGAAUGACGACGAGCUGGCCUUCCUGAAGGGUCAGGUGAUCACAGUGCUCAACAAGGACGACUGUGAUUGGUGGAAAGGAGAGCUCAACGGGAGGGAGGGUCUGUUUCCAAGCAACUACGUCAAACUCACCACGGACACUGACCCGAGCACGCAGUGGUGCGCUGACCUCCAUCUGCUGGACAUGCUGAGUCCGAUGGAGAGGAAGAGGCAGGGCUACAUCCACGAGCUGAUCGUCACCGAGGAGAACUACGUCAACGACCUGCAGCUCGUCACAGAGAUCUUCCACAAACCUCUGUUGGAGUGCGAGCUGCUGACGGAGAAGGAGGUGGCCAUGAUCUUCGUCAACUGGAAGGAGCUCAUCAUGUGCAACAUCAAACUGCUGAAGGCUCUGAGAGUGAGGAAGAAGAUGUCAGGUGAUCGGAUGCCGGUGAAGAUGAUCGGUGACAUCCUGACCAAUCAGCUUCCUCACAUGCAGCCAUACAUCAGAUUCUGCUCGUGUCAGCUGAACGGAGCCACGCUGAUUCAGCAGAAAACUGACGACAACCCUGAGAUCAAAGACUUCCUGAAGAGGUUAGCCAUGGAUCCCAGGUGUAAGGGGAUGCCUCUGUCCAGCUUCCUGCUCAAACCCAUGCAGAGAGUCACGCGCUACCCGCUCAUCAUCAAGAACAUCUUAGAAAAUACUCCAGAGUCGCAUCCAGACCACAGCCACCUGAAAGCUGCUCUGGAGAAAGCAGAGGAGCUGUGCUCACAGGUGAAUGAGGGCGUCAGGGAGAAGGAGAACUCGGAUCGUCUGGAGUGGAUUCAGGCUCACGUCCAGUGUGAAGGCCUGUCUGAACAACUGGUGUUUAACUCCGUCACCAACUGUCUGGGUCCCAGGAAGUUCCUCCACAGCGGGAAGUUGUUUAAAGCCAAGAGCAGCAAGGAGCUGUACGGCUUCCUGUUCAACGACUUCCUGCUGCUGACGCAGGUCACCAAACCUCUGGGCUCGUCGGGCUCCGACAAAGUCUUCUCCUCCAAAACGCACCUGCAGUACCGCAUGUACAAGACGCCGAUCUUCCUGAACGAAGUGUUGGUGAAGCUGCCGACGGACCCGUCAGGAGAUGAACCUCUGUUCCACAUCUCUCACAUAGACCGAGUUUACACGCUGAGGGCCGAGAGUAUCAACGAAAGGACGGCGUGGGUUCAGAAGAUCAAAGCAGCCUCAGAACUCUUCAUUGAGACGGAGAAGAAGAAGCGAGAGAAGGCGUACCUGGUGCGUUCUCAGAGGGCUACAGGUAUCGGCAGACUGAUGGUCAACAUUGUGGAGGGAAUCGAGCUCAAACCCUGUCGCUCUCAUGGAAAAAGUAACCCAUACUGUGAGGUAACCAUGGGUUCACAGUGCCAUAUCACAAAAACAUUACAGGACACACUGAACCCAAAGUGGAACUCCAACUGUCAGUUUUUUAUAAAGGACCUGGAGCAGGACGUCCUCUGUGUCACUGUGUUUGAACGAGACCAGUUCUCACCUGACGACUUCCUGGGCAGGACAGAGAUCCGGUUGGCUGAAAUAAAGAAGGACCAGGGCUCUAAAGGACCAAUCACGAAGCGGCUGCUGCUCCACGAGGUUCCCACAGGAGAGAUCGUAGUCAGGCUGGACCUCCAGCUGUUUGAAGAACCCUGAAACCUGGACAGGACCUGACUGGACUGGACUGGACUGGACUGGAAGAGAUGUGGUUUGCACCUGACAGUUGGGCUGGAUUAGACUGGACUGGAAGACUCAGCUGGUCUGGAUUCUCUUGGUUUGGUCUGGUUCAGUUUCUCAGUGCUUCCAGGCUGUUUAUGUUUAGCAGGGCCGUACAUUCAGCAUAAACCAGGUCCUGCAUUGUUACACUGUCUUGUAGGCCUGUUUUGUAUUAGGAGUAUGAUAUACAUACUCGUCAAUGCAACAAUGCUGCAGUGUGAAGACAGACAGCAGGGGGCGAUGUGACGACGUGGUCAGUAGUAGGAAGUCGUGCACCACAUUCGCUUCAGUGGAAACACUAAAUAAAAAGCUUAUCAUCUCAGUUUUCAGACCACAUAUCAGUUUCCCUCAACCUAAAACUGGAUGUCUGCAGGAUCUCCAGACUCUCUUGAACUCUCUAAAUGUCUGAAAUACAUCUUUACAUCUUAAAUGUUAAUUUACUGGUCUUAUAAAAGCAGAUCUGUGCUGUGAUGAGACCUUUUAACAGGCAGCUCUUUUAGCAGACUUCUUAUAGCUAACAGGUUAGCUAACACAGCCUGAAGGAUGAAACACCAACGAAUGAACAUCCUGUUUCUGUACCAGUCCAGUCUACUUCUGUCCUCCUUCAGUCUGGCCCUGGUUUGGUCUUUAGUCCAGUCUGGUUCAGUCCAGUCCUCCUGCAGGUCAGCCGGGUCCCUGCUGUUUUCUCUUCCUCUGCUUCAUCAGACAGUCUCACAGACACUCCAGCGACAAUCCCAGCCCCCCUUCUUUGUCCCAACAAACCCAAACCCGUGUGUGUGUGUGUGUGUGUGUGCGCGCGCGCGCGUGUACGUGUGUGUGUGUGUGGACAGGCUAAUUAAAGGUACGGCUAGGUGUACAUUUUCUUUUUCUUUUCUACGUCGAGUCUUACAGCUCUCACAGAAUCUUAAGAUCAACUCUUCAGGCUUUCAGUGUUGAGGUACUGCAUGUGACGGGACUUUGCCAUUUUGACUUUUUGCUCUGUUUUUGACCUUCACUGAACACUUGCCACAUUAUCUCAGAAAGUGCUAAAUAUGUACAGGUUUCAUGAGAAAUGCUAAUGAUGCUAAUAAGCUGAAAAUAGAGAAAGAUUUUACCCCAAUAUAUGACAAGUGUCCAGUGUAAAUAAAUUACAGACACGCCAAGACGUUCCUUUCACAUGUGUCCAUUAUAAUAAUACUGAUAAUAAUAUGGCUGAAACAUGAGCAGCCAGGAAACGGGUGAGACAGCUAAUUUAAAUUGGGGUACUGCAAAGAAGAAUGUCUUAAUUUUUCUUAUUUUUUUAUGUUGGAUGCACACGGGGGUCAUAGUUGCAGCUGAUUUCUGUCACACAUCUAACCUCUGUUGUUAUGUUGCUGCUGUGUGAAGCUGUCACAGUGGCCGUCACUAUGCAGGGGAGGAAAACCCUGAGAGGAUCCGGGGGCCCGGAGCUGGACAGGGGCCCUCGAACAUGCUCGGUACUACAGGCGUGUAUUUUAUAGGAUCAUUUCCACACUCUAACCCUGAGGAAGCUCAGUGCAGUAAAUAAUGUACAAGUGCGUCGACACUCCCAGCACUUUUAAAACAAUCACACAGCCGCUGAUUUCAGAGCAGAGCGGGACCCGACUGAUGUGACAGCGGCCAUUUUGAAUAAUUAAAGCAGGAAACUCGAUAGUAACAAACACUGAAAGUUUAAGACCGGUGUUAUUCUUUAUUUUUUUUACGAUCAACAAAUCCCAUGAAAGAACUAACUUGUUCCGUCUCUCAGUACUUUCCUAAAUCUUAUUCAAAUGGGAGGAAAUAGUGCAUUUCUUGGGGACUAUUUUCAGUGGUGGAUUAAUCCUCAUUGUUGGUUUUGGUGUUUUUGUGGGAUUUAUUGUCAAGAAGAAAAUGUAGAUUAUCGUCAGUCCUAUCCAUUAAAGCUAGUUAUUUGCUUCAUCACAGAAAACUUCAGAUGGACAUAACAGUCGUCAUAUUAGCCUAUCUAGUAAUUUUAAAAACAUCAGCUAUAUGCUAACAACUUACAGUUAGCAAGAAAAUUUGCUAGCUAGUUAGCUAUAGCCUGCUAUAGGCUCGACUACGGCAGCUUACAAUAGGUCCAAAUAUACAUUUUUAAAAUGUAAGCUAAUUCCUCUUUCAGUUCUACGUUUUAUUUGUUUAGAAAGGUGAGUAUUUUAAAAAAAAUGUCUGUAUAGCUUACAUAGCGGCCGCAAACUUGGAGUUGUGUUAGCUUGUUCAUGUGAUGGUGCCAAAUGAAAGCUGGCAACGCUUUUUGUUUUCAGUUUAUUGUCACAACUUUAAGCACUUCAUUUUGAAGCAGGUCAUUUACGCGACUUCCUUUGUCAAAAACACAACCUCAGGAGUUACUUUGAAGGCAGCAUUAACCUUCUUUCCCAGCCUGAGUAUUCAAAAUGGCCGCUGCAUUAGCCAGCUGGACAGUUCGUUAGCUCAACAGAGUUGUAUAUACGCUAGUAUAGCGCUAGCCACUUGGCCAGUUAGUAAAUGUAGUUAGUCAUUUUAAUUUAAUGCCACGGUUACUGAAUUACCACUGAGACAACCAAUAGUUACCUUAGUGACCAGCCACUGUCCAAUCAGAAGUCAGCGAGGCUCAGCCAAUUGCAGCAGCUUGACUGUGGAGGAAGGUGUGAACGAAUGGUUGUGUGUCCCCAGACUGUUGCUGAUGAUGAUGAUAAUGAAUGAUGAGGAAAUUGUCUUACCUCCCCGUCCUGUUACUCCAGUACCCCCUCAUCCCCCCACCCCACCCAAAAAACUCCACACUGUACUGAAACAAACCUAAUCCAGUUUGAACCCGUUCUUACUGUCUACCUUCCAGGUUGUGUAUAAUACUACUGCUAUCUGAGAGUUAAUAUAUGAGCGCUACGGGGGCGACAGAGACAGCCUGCUGUUGAUUAUCACUGUAGAAGAUGAUGUACGUUGUUGUCUUUCAAUGUUCAGAAUAAACUUCAGU
Chelmon rostratus (copperband butterflyfish) is the source of this 8444-nucleotide messenger RNA. RefSeq names its product intersectin 1 (SH3 domain protein) (gene itsn1). Bases 173 to 5440 code for a protein of 1755 amino acids. NCBI's taxonomy places the organism in Eukaryota, Metazoa, Chordata, Actinopteri, Chaetodontiformes, Chaetodontidae. Gene Ontology annotation, biological process: positive regulation of Rho protein signal transduction; clathrin-dependent synaptic vesicle endocytosis; endosomal transport. The transcript is spliced from 45 exons. Gene Ontology annotation, molecular function: calcium ion binding; protein binding; molecular adaptor activity. The record is from RefSeq and is a predicted model, not a curated record. Gene Ontology annotation, cellular component: presynaptic membrane; plasma membrane; clathrin-coated pit.